Messenger RNA from Lachancea mirantina, 5175 nucleotides. NCBI's taxonomy places the organism in Eukaryota, Fungi, Ascomycota, Saccharomycetes, Saccharomycetales, Saccharomycetaceae. The record is from the annotation of a GenBank genome assembly.
AUGGAAAUCCCCCAUCGGCAGCUCACCAAGGAGGAGAUCAACCGAUGUUAUUUGAGAUGGCAACAAUUGCAAAAUGAACAUGGGGAGAACGCUUCUAAUAUUCCGGAGUUCAUUUAUUUUACCAAGGUGCUGCGUCUUGCGGCUAGACAGCAACAGAAACAGCAGCAACAGCAGCAACAUGCUCAACCUCAACAGGAACAACAACAACAACAACAACAACAACAACAACAACAACAACAACAACAACAACAACAACAACAACAACAACAACAACAACAACAACAACAACCACAACAGCAGCCGCAGCCGCAACAACAGCAGCCGCAGUUCCAACAACAUCAAAGUCAACAACAGCAGUCUGCUUCACCUUCAAUCUCGAAUUCUAUGAAUGGAGCGCAGCGCCAGAUCCCUUUGCAGCCUCCACAUGGUGGUCCAAUUCAGCAGAACCAGAUACCUCAUACGUCGCAGGAUGGACAGAGUCAGGCCUGGUCACAGCGACAGAAUUCAGCGGAAGAUGGACUCGGGAAACCCUCACCUGGAUCUCAGAAUGGAGGUCUCUCCAACACUUUUACGAUAGAACAGUCCGAGUUACUCAAGGCACAGAUUACGUCUCUCAAAUACUUGUUAAGCAGACAAGCGAUUCCUCCUGAAACGCAAGCUGUGAUUCAAAGAUCACUCAACAAUCCUCCUGAUUUUAAACAAAUGCUUGUUGCACUGAGUGACUCUGUCAGAGGCAGACAGCAGCAGAUGCAACAGCAACAGCAACAGCAACAGCAACAGCAACAGCAACAGCAACAGCAACAGCAACAGCAGCAGCAGCAGCAACAGCAACAGCAACAACAGCAGCAGCAAGAGCAGCUUUAUCAACAUCAGCCGUUGCAGCAACGAAAGCUGCAACAACUACAACAGCAGCAACUACAACAACAACAGCUGCAGCAGCAGCAACUCCAACAACAACAAAUACAACAACAACAAUUACAGCAACAACAAUUACAGCAGCAACAGCUACAGCAGCAGCAGCUACAGCAGCAGCAGCUUCAACAACAACAGCUCCAGCAACAACAGCACCAUCAGCAGCAAUUACAACAGCGGAGACAGCAGCAGCUUUUACAACAGCAGCAACAGCAACAACAACAACAUCGGCGCCCUUCUCCCGCUAGUUUGCAACAGUUUCCAUCAAACCAACCGUCACCUGUAACAGUACCAGACCAUGUCGUUCAGCAAAUGGGCCAGCCUUCCGCGGGCUCGCCUCAAGAAAUAUCCCACAGUGGUCCACACAGUGUUGCCAGCAUAUCAACACCAUUUGGACCCAGCCCUUCUGUUAACAAUGUAGCAACAGCUCCUAUGCCUUCCACAAAACCACAAGGAAUAUCUCCAACUAGUUCUGGACUUCAACAACCCCGAGAAAACGAUAUGGUUGCACGUACAGAAACCCAAAAUGGCCAAGAAGCACCCGUCGGACAGGGCGGUGAUGACGCCGUUGAAUUCGAAGGCGUCACUGAACCGAAGCCGUGUCCUCCAAUUCCAAUAUCAGAAUAUCGUGUACAGCAUCCCGAGAUUCAAAAGUUUGUCGAUAUCACAAUGCCCAACGUUGUCGUUGAUUCCUUCACUAUGCCAGCUUUGCCAGAAGAGUCUAUUGACUAUGCUCAUUUAUUUCCCUCUAAGGAGCAACCGAAGAUAAUGCUGCAGUCUGGAAUUUUACCCACCGGUAUCGACGUCCACUCAGCGAUGGAGAUAUAUCAAACUUUGGUUGCCUUAGAUAUAGAUACAGCGGUCGAUGACUGCUUGAUGAAGGUUUUGGAUGAUAAAACAACUGAAAAAGAGAAACGCCGUGCCAAAUAUGACUAUCUGGCACUUCAGCUGCUACCGUUACAGAAAGCGGUUAGGGGACAUAUUUUGCAGUUCGAAUGGUACCAGAAGUCUCUCUUGACAAACACCCAUCCAAAUUUUCUUUCGAAAAUUCGAAAGGUGAAUGUUCAAGACGCCCUUCUUACAAACCAUCUCUAUAAAAGGCAUGAAAUUUUACAGCACGAGCGUCAAAAGUACGAACAAUCGACCAAGUUGAAAAGCAUAACAACUGGCGCGAUCGAAAUCUACAACAGAAGGCUUGACAGAAGGACUCAACGUGUAAAACUUGGCCACCGCUUGGUGACCUUGCAUGGAGCGCUUGAAAAGGAAGAGCAGAAACGCAUUGAAAGGAAUGCAAAGCAGCGUUUGCAGGCUUUGAAAGCCAAUGAUGAGGAAGCAUACAUAAAGCUAUUGGACCAGACUAAAGACACAAGAAUCACGCAUUUGCUAAAGCAAACUAAUACGUUCUUGGACUCUUUAACCAAAGCUGUCAGAGACCAACAACAGUAUACCAAAGACAAAGUUGAGUCUCAUACGACUAAAGACGAGGAAGAAGAAGAACUGGGUGAGGCGAAGGAUCAAGUCUUGGAUAUCGAAGAUGAAGAAGAGCGUCAAGACGUUGAUUACUAUAAUGUUGCACACAAAGUGAAAGAAAUUGUAAAACAACAGCCUUCCAUACUAGUAGGAGGAACAUUGAAGGAAUAUCAAUUGAAGGGCUUGCAAUGGAUGGUCUCUCUUUUCAACAAUCACCUGAAUGGUAUUUUGGCCGAUGAAAUGGGCCUGGGAAAAACUAUCCAAACGAUAUCUUUAUUGACCUAUCUUUACGAAGUCAAGAACGUGCACGGACCUUUUUUGGUUAUCGUGCCUCUAUCCACUUUAACCAAUUGGGACUCAGAAUUUGAGAAAUGGGCUCCCAAAUUACGGAAGGUCGCUUAUAAAGGAUCGCCCAAUGAGAGAAAGUCCAAGCAAAGCAUAAUUAGAUCAGGUGAAUUCGAUGUUGUGUUAACGACCUUCGAGUACAUCAUCAAAGAAAGGGCUUUGCUAUCAAAGAUCAAAUGGGUUCACAUGAUAAUCGAUGAAGGUCACAGAAUGAAAAAUACACGCUCGAAGCUUUCUCUGACCUUAAAUACACACUACCACACUGAUUACCGUCUUAUCUUGACUGGUACGCCGCUGCAGAAUAAUUUACCUGAAUUGUGGGCGUUAUUGAACUUCGUGCUUCCGAAAAUUUUCAACUCUGUCAAGUCCUUUGAUGAAUGGUUCAACACCCCUUUCGCCAACACAGGUGGUCAAGAUAAAAUAGCUCUCAGCGAAGAAGAAACUCUUUUGGUCAUCAGAAGAUUGCACAAAGUUCUUAGACCAUUCUUGCUAAGACGUUUGAAAAAGGAUGUCGAGAAAGAGCUACCCGAUAAAGUCGAAAAAGUUUUGAAAUGUAAGAUGAGCGGGUUGCAACAAAAGUUGUAUGAGCAGAUGCUAAAGCAUCGUCGUUUGUUUGUCGGUGAUCAGCAAAAUACUAACAAGAUCGUUGGUUUGCGCGGUUUCAACAAUCAAAUUAUGCAGUUGAAAAAGAUCUGCAAUCAUCCAUUCGUAUUCGAAGAAGUUGAAGAUCAGAUAAAUCCUACUAGAGAGACAAAUGCAAGUAUUUGGCGUGCUGCUGGUAAAUUUGAACUUUUAGAGAAGAUUUUACCGAAAUUCGAGGCAACGGGGCAUCGAAUUUUGAUAUUCUUUCAGAUGACGCAAAUAAUGGACAUCAUGGAAGAUUUCUUAAGGCUUUUGGGACUCAAAUACUUGCGUCUGGACGGUCAUACCAAGUCUGAUGAUCGAACAUUUUUGCUGAAUAGCUUUAAUGCCCCGAACUCUGAAUAUUUUUGUUUUCUGCUGUCCACCAGAGCUGGUGGUCUGGGUCUAAACCUGCAGACGGCCGAUACUGUCAUAAUUUUCGAUACAGAUUGGAACCCUCACCAAGAUUUGCAGGCUCAAGAUAGAGCACACAGAAUUGGUCAGAAAAAUGAGGUUAGAAUUUUGAGAUUGAUCACCGAGAACUCGGUUGAAGAGGUUAUUUUGGAGCGGGCGCACAAGAAGCUCGAUAUUGACGGUAAAGUCAUUCAGGCGGGUAAAUUCGACAACAAAUCAACCGCAGAAGAACAAGAGGCCCUUCUACGUUCUCUAAUGGAGGCAGAGGAAGAGCAGAAGAAAAAGAGGGAGCUCGGACUAGAAGAAGAUGAGCAUUUUGAUGACAAUGAAUUGAAUGAACUAUUGGCCAGAAAUGACGAUGAGUUGAAGAUUUUUGCUGAAAUGGAUGAGGAACGAAGCAGGAAACAUUUAGAAAGCGGUAUAACUACCACUCUUAUGGAAAACUCUGAGUUACCAGAUUAUUAUCAUCAAAAUAUUGAGGCUGAAAUUGAGAGAGAAGAAAGCGAAGUCUUGUUGAAUGGCGGUCGGGGCAUCAGAGAACGCCGUAGCGCAAAUUACGGCGAAGAUCUUACAGAAGAGCAAUGGCUUAAGCAAUUCGAAGUCAGUGAUGAGGAAAAGAAUGACGAUGACAAAAAUAGUGAUGAAAAGAUUAACGACAAUCUAAGUGAUGAUGAAGAUGAAGAAGGCGGAAAAUCAAGAAAACGGAAGGCGACCAAGUCUUUAUGCAGAGGCAAACGUAUCAAACUUGAGAAUGAACGUGUCAUCGAUGCCGAAAAUGAUGAAGAAGAGGUGAAUUCUGAACACGAUGUCCAGGCGGAGAAGCCGGUUGUCACAUCAUCGAAAUCUUUAAAGACCAAGCCAAAGGAAAAAGUCAAACAAGUUCGUGAACGUCGAGGUGGCAAAAUGAAGAACGGUCGUCCGUAUCUGAGAAAUGCAUCUGAUGUUGAGUUGUCUCAGACGGAGAAGGAAGGGAUUGCAGCGCGCGCAAAAGAGCUCUACGAAUUUGCCGUUGCGUAUCGAAAUGAGGACGGAAGACGCCUUGCUGACAUUUUCUUAAUAAGACCUUCUAAAAAGCUUUAUCCAGAUUACUAUCUGUUCAUCAAGUAUCCAGCUGCUUUCGAAAAUGUGACCAAACACAUCGACAGUUUGGCCUACGGCUCACUCGAACAGGUGCUUGAGGAUUUCCACUUGAUGUUUUCAAACGCAAGGGUUUACAACGCCGAAGGUUCAGUUAUUUACGAUGAUUCGAUCGAGUUGGAAGAUGCCAUCAUUGCGAAGUACAGGGAAAUGACCGAGGACAAAUCGGGUAUUGAUUUCCAGGAAUUCGAUAAACAAUACGCAACGCAGCCAUUAGAACCGGCCGCUGAAGAAAGUUCAACUGCAAAUACUCCGAAUCCCGAUGAUCCAUCGUGA